Molecule: messenger RNA, 498 nt
Organism: Pygoscelis adeliae (Adelie penguin)
Lineage: Eukaryota; Metazoa; Chordata; Aves; Sphenisciformes; Spheniscidae
Product: olfactory receptor 51E2-like
Biological process (GO): G protein-coupled receptor signaling pathway
Cellular component (GO): membrane
Molecular function (GO): olfactory receptor activity
Source: RefSeq, a predicted model, not a curated record
AUGGUCAUGAUGUUGCAUCUAGGAGAGACAGAACCAAGUCCUGCUCUGCCCCUUCCCUUCUGCAGCUCCCAGGGGCUGUCACACUCCUGCCUGCAUCAGGAUGUGAUGAACCUGGCCUGUGCCAACCACCCCAGCGUGGUGUACAGCCUCACUGCCAUCCUGCUGGUUAUGAGGUUGGACACCAUCCUCAUCUGCCUCUCCUACAUCCUGAUUCUCAAGGCUGUCUUGUGGCUGGCGGCGUGGAAGGAGAGGCUCAAGGCUCAAGCCACCUGCGUGGCCCAUAUCUGUGUGGUCCUGGUCUUCUAUGUGCCCCUGACUGAACUGCCCAAGCUGCACAGGUUUGGGAAGGGCCUGGCUCCACUGGUCCAUAUCACCAUGGGGAACAUCUACAUGCUGGUGCCUGCUGUGCUCAACCCCAUCAUCUACGAGGUGAGGACCAAGCAGACACAGAGGAUCCUGAUUUCAAUUAAAAUUUCCGAUGACAGAACUGCCCAUUGA